Molecule: messenger RNA, 2427 nt
Organism: Penicillium maclennaniae
Lineage: Eukaryota; Fungi; Ascomycota; Eurotiomycetes; Eurotiales; Aspergillaceae
Gene: pabA
Product: aminodeoxychorismate synthase pabA
Exons: 1
Coding region: 1-2427 (808 amino acids)
Biological process (GO): L-tryptophan biosynthetic process
Source: RefSeq, a predicted model, not a curated record
AUGGCGCCAUUAUUGGGCGGCUGGGAGGAGGACGGGUCGGAGAGCGCCCAGUCAAGCAAGACCUUGAAGAGUAUUCUCUACGUUGAUGCAUACGACUCAUUCUCGUACAACGUCGUUGCGAUGCUGGAAGAGACUCUUGGCGUUAAAGUCACAGUGAUGACCAUCGACUCCAGCUGGCCAGAUGGAAACAUGCACGAAUUUCUACCCCACUAUGAAGCCAUUGUGCUGGGCCCUGGACCGGGAAACCCCAACUUGCCCAAAGAUGUUGGCAUCAUGCGUGAUAUAUGGAAUCUCCAGGGCUCCGAACUGCUCCCAGUGUUCGGCAUCUGUCUUGGCUUUCAAAGCUUAUGUCUGCAUCAUGGUGUGCCUAUCGACCGUCUUCCGUAUCCUCUCCAUGGCCAGGUGAGGCAUAUCUCAACGAAUUCGAAGGAUAUUUUUGAGGGCCUUCCAUCUAUUGAAGUGACGCUCUACCACUCUCUCUAUGCCAAUUUGGACACUUUGAGUCAUUCGCAGCGCCUAUCGUCGGACCAGCUCGAAUUUCUAGCGUGGUUAUCGCUUGAACCAAUUUCUGGCUCGGCUAGUGAGAUCCCAAUGGCGGUGCGCCAUCGUCAAAAACCAUUCUGGGGUGUUCAAUUUCACCCUGAAUCGUGCAAGUCGGAGAAAGAUGCUUGCAAGUCUUUACUACAGAAUUGGUGGCGGAUGGCUCUUACCUUCAACAAGGUUGUCGGGCGCGGGGGCUAUCGGACUCUUUCUGAAACCGUCAUCAGUCCUCAUUAUGAUAUGAGCGCUUUCCCAGAUGUCGCCUACGAGAUGCUGAAAUGGAGUGAGGCGACUGGGGCUAUUUCUGCACACCGGUCUCUGGGGCGAGGUCUGACUCCGGAGGCUGUCAGUGAGAUUUUUAACAAGCCCGGAGCCCCAACUGUGCUGUUCCAGUCUAAUGGGCGGUACAGCAUUAUAUCGAUCCCGAGUCCGGGGUCAUGGAGACUCGAAUACAGUGUCGAGAGCCAGCAGCUGAGUCUUUGUCAGUUGCAUGGUGAGCACAAAGCUAUCGAGAAGAGGCUCACUGUGACCCAGCUCUGGGAUGCGCUGCGGUAUUUGAUGGAUAUGAAAAAGGUCAAUUCUGGUAGCCCGGAAUCUCCGUUCUGGGGCGGGUUUCUCGGGUACUUUUCCUACGAAUUGGGUCUUGCGUGUCUCCCUCACCCCAAGGGAUCAGAUCACGUCUCCGCUUCAUGUGAACAUUCAUCUAGGAGUACAUCGACUCAUUCUUCGGAGAAUCCUGCAGAUGUCAGCUUGCUAUGGUGUGACAGGAGCAUCGUUAUCGACAAUAUUACUGGCAACACCAUCAUUCAGUCUAUUCGCGAGCCCGAUGACCUGCCGUCUGGUUGGCUUGAUGAGACAUUGAAGUCUUUAGAGGCGCAUUCACGCAACUCUCAAGCCGACCAAGAAGCGGAUGCCCAUUUUUUGAACUCCAUCCUCCGCGAUGCGAAGAUUGUAUUCCCAGAGGAAGCCACUUACAAACGACAGAUUGAGUCUUGCAAAGCAGAACUGGCAGCCGGAGAAUCAUAUGAGCUGUGUCUCACCUCCGAGACAUCCAUCACCUUGCCGACCCCGGCAUCGGAGGAAGAUCUUAUUGCAUUCCCUUGGAAACUAUACAAGAAACUGAGGAAAUAUAACCCGGCCGCGUUCAGUGCAUUUGCAGACUUGGGACACACAAAGAUUGUCAGCAGUAGUCCAGAAUGCUUCCUCAAUUGGGAUCGAGAGUCUACUUUGGAGAUGAAACCGAUGAAGGGCACUGUCCGGAAGACACCCGAGAUGACCAUGGAGAAGGCUCGCGAGAUUCUGGGCUCGACAAAAGAAAUGGCCGAGAACCUGAUGAUCGCUGAUCUCAUUCGCCACGAUCUGUAUGGUAUCUGUGGAUCUGGCGGUGUCCACGUCGAGAAAUUGUUGGAAGUUGAGGACCACGGUCGAGUCUACCAGAUGAUUACCCAUGUCAAGGGUGUUGUUAACCCCGAUCACACUGGCUUCGCUGUUCGACACAUGCCUCAGUUGAAGUCUUCCAACAUGGCUGUUCAUGGUCUCACGGCUCUUCAGCGGUGCCUGCCCCCGGGGUCUAUGACUGGCGCACCAAAGGAGCGCUCGUGUAUGCAUCUCCAAAACAUCGAGGACAGGAAGCGUAGCAUCUACUCCGGCGUCAUGGGCUACCUAGAUCUGGGCGGUGGUGGCAGCUUCUCGGUUCUGAUUCGCACAGCAUUUACUUGUACUACCGAGCCGCAAGGUCAACAACAAACUUGGAGGAUCGGUGCUGGUGGCGCAGUCACCACCCUCAGUACGGCUGAGGGUGAAUGGCAGGAGAUGUUGACAAAGCUGCGCACGGUCUGCAAUGUCUUCGCUCCGUCUGAAAGUGAAGAGGCUAGCCGGUCACCAUGA